This is a messenger RNA of Mercenaria mercenaria, 2552 nucleotides long. RefSeq names its product protein mono-ADP-ribosyltransferase PARP6-like. The record is from RefSeq and is a predicted model, not a curated record. NCBI's taxonomy places the organism in Eukaryota, Metazoa, Mollusca, Bivalvia, Venerida, Veneridae. Gene Ontology annotation, cellular component: intracellular anatomical structure; membrane; nuclear envelope. Bases 369 to 2360 code for a protein of 663 amino acids. Gene Ontology annotation, molecular function: NAD+ poly-ADP-ribosyltransferase activity; protein serine/threonine kinase activator activity; kinase binding. Gene Ontology annotation, biological process: endoplasmic reticulum unfolded protein response. The transcript has 4 exons.
AACAUUUUCCCGAUAAGUAAUAUUUUCACUCGUUAUUAAUAAUAAACGCGUAAAAAAAUAUAAUGUAAAGGUUUAAAGUAUAUUCAUACCAGGACUCCCCUACCGGGUAUUUCCUCGGGGAUUUCCCAAAAUAAAUUACUAAAAAUAGAUUGUAAUACUGCGAAACUGAUACUGUUCACGGAAGCAUGGAAUUUAUUUUCAUCAUUUCUGAAGAUUUAUGAACGCUGGGUUACGAGCGUCUAAUUACACAGCUGUAGUAUCGAGUUUUGGCGCAGUCUGAUCACCUCGACAUUUAUUUUAUUCUACGAGGAUAGGGAUAUGCCCGAUGUUUCACGACUGAAGCUGAAUUCCAUUUAUGCAUUUGGAGAAUGCAUCCGAAACUUUACAGGGAUAUUGAAAACUUGAUUUACCUUUAUGGUGAAAAGUCUGUAAAAUGUCGGCUUUUGAAGUACAACGACGAGAUAGAUGUUGAACUACAUAUUCCGUUAGGUUUCCUGGAUGAGGAUGUAACGACUGAAGUUUGGAAAGUGCUUAGAUCGGAACCUUUAGUUGUGAGUCUGCGUUUAUCAUUGUCCAGAUAUCUGGAUUCGCCAAGCAGGCCAAAGGUUGAGGUAUUCAAACCUUCAAAGACAGAGGGAAUAGGAUUUGACUGUUUACAAGUACGCAAAUGUAUUGAGAACUUCAUAUCCACAGAAUGGCAUCAUUUGCAUAAAGAUCUUGAAGCAGACCAGAAAAUGGAGAAGACGCAAAGGGCUCAUGUGGGUAUAAAGACUAAUAACAAUCAAAUGAUUGACAUCAUUUCUGUUAUUCGUAUGAAUGAGGUAGUUGAGGAACUUGUAAAUAUCGGCUUUGAAGAAGAGUUAGCAAGGAACGCUUUGUUAAUUACACAUGGCAAUAUUGACGAGGCGGCAACUCUGAUCCUUGACAACCCACAUAAGUGUACCAAAGAAAAUAGUCCAAAUAAAGCUUUAGUUGACACAAAUUCAGGCGCCAAACCGUCAACGUCUGAUUUUAAACCGUCCGAAGUAGAUUCUAAUCAAACACCCUUUAGUUCAAUUUUCCAAAUAUCCGAUGACAAAAAUGUCUUUCGACUUGGAGAUGCGGAAGUAUUUGACGAUGUACCAUUUACAAGGAUAAAGACAGAGAAAGAAAAAGAUGUAAAUGAAAAAACAAAUAAAGCCGACAGAACACGUAGCGCUUGUGUGAUGCCGGAUCCGUAUUUGGAUAACCGGAGUAUGCCAGAAGAUUUGAAUAUAAAGCCACUAACAUUUGAUGGUAAAAAUGCCAAAAAUAUUCCAAGUAUUGCUGAUGGGUUUUUAGUACAGGUGUUUCGCUAUGUAAGACAAAGAAUUCCUACAAUGAAUGAGUACUGCGUAAUCUGUGAUGAGCCACAUGUUUUUCAAAAUGGCGCAAUGUUGAAACCAACCGUGUGCAGUCGAGAACUUUGUGUGUUUGCGUUCCAGACAUUAGGAGUCAUGGCUGACGCUGCAGAGGAUAUCGCAACGGGAGCUGAAGUUGUAGACUUGCUAAUAAAUAUGACCCGUGCUGCAAGCAGAUCAAACCGUAAAAGUAUAAUAUUUGAUCCCUUCCCAACUGUAGUGGAUCCUAAAGAUCCUUGUAAUUUAUUGUUGACACCAAAAAGUCCAGAUUAUGAUUUGGCGGAAACUGUAUUAGAUGCAAUUCCACCGAUGACAGAGAUGUUGUGUUCGACGUCGUUAAAGCAGAAAUUAGAUGCAAACAAUCCGUCAGUAUAUCCCUUAAUACAAUGGAUAAUAACAAGUAACAGGUCACAUAUAGUGAAAUUACCACCAGAAAAACAGUUGAACUUUAUGGAUACCCCUCACCAAUUCUUACUUCUGUCAAGCCCACCAUCUAAAGAAGCUGCUUUCCAGGAGGCUAAAAAGAAGCAUGGCAGUACAUUUGCAUUCCAUGGUUCUAGCAUAGAAAACUGGCAUUCCAUUAUCAGACAAGGUCUGAAGAAUGCAUCAGGAACUAAAUUGCAAAUGAACGGAGCUGCAUAUGGAAAAGGGAUCUACCUAAGUACACGUGUUUCUACAUCAUUGAUGUAUUCAAGAAUUAGAUAUCAUUCACGUAAUGUAGAGAUGAAAGAACCAGAUGAUUAUGGUGAUGGGAAAUCAAGAUUCCUGGUUUCCAGUAACAUUACAUGUGUUGCACUGUGUGAGGUGAUAAAUGUGCCCAUAAUGAAAUACGGUUCAAUCUGGGUUUGUCCAGAGCCUGACCACGUGUGCACGAGAUUUUUCUUUGUCUACGAGGAGUGCCAAGUCGUCGAUUCGUUGAUAGAUACACAGGAUGCUAAAUACUUGCUGCCAAUACUGGAAGCUUGCGGGUAUAAAACUUGAUUUUGGUGCAAUAGACGGAAAAUCACUGAUUUGCAUUUUUUCAGUAUAGUUCACCACGGGAAAAAGCAAUUUGGAUUAAAAGGCAUAUACGCUAGAAUUCCCUGUAUAUGAGAUGGGCGACAUUUUUCCAGUAAUAGAAUUUCUUCAAACUUUGGAUGUUGAAGAACAAUCAUCUAAGAAACAAAAAUAUGC